AUGGCAUCCCGGAACACCAUCAAAGUGUCUCUGCCUCAACUGGCCAAGAUGAUCGACCAUUCUCUCCUCCACCCUACCAUGACUGACAACGACAUCCGGGCGGGCCUCCAAAUCGCCCGGGAUCAUCAUGUUGCAACGGCCUGCGUGAAGCCUUACCUCAUCCCUCUCGCCAAACAGGAACUCGCCGGCAGCGACGUUCUCGUAUGCCCCGUGAUAGGGUUUCCUCACGGCAACAGCACAACCGAAAUCAAGGUUGCCGAAGCCACCGCUGCUGCACAAGCUGGCGGCGCAGAGAUCGACAUGGUAGUCAACAUCGGAAAGGUCCUCGGCGGCGACUGGGGGUACGUGUCCGAUGAGAUUCGCCGGAUCAACGAGGCGGUUACGGCGCACCAGGCGAUCCUCAAGGUCAUUUUCGAAAAUGACUACUUGCAACCGGAGCAUAUCGCUCGUCUCUGUGAGAUCUGCACCCAGCUCGGUGUUGCCUUUGUGAAGACCUCGACGGGGUACGGUUUUGUGAAACAGUCGGACGGCUCCUACAACUACAAGGGCGCUACUAUCAGGGAUUUGAAAUUGAUGCGUGCAAAGUCUGGCGAAAAGGUCCAAGUCAAGGCCGCUGGAGGCGUUCGUACUUUGGACGACCUGUUGCAUGUCAUGAGCCUUGGCGUGACUCGUAUUGGGGCCACAGCGACGGUGGCUAUCCUUGAGGAUGCAAAGAAGAGGGGGAUCGGGAACGACCCUGUUGAGGUUUCUUUCAAGCCGAUGAAGGAAGAUGGAGAGACAGUGGUUACUGAGUGA
Aspergillus candidus is the source of this 795-nucleotide messenger RNA. RefSeq names its product 2-deoxyribose-5-phosphate aldolase. Gene Ontology annotation, cellular component: cytoplasm. Bases 1 to 795 code for a protein of 264 amino acids. Gene Ontology annotation, biological process: deoxyribonucleotide catabolic process; carbohydrate catabolic process. Gene Ontology annotation, molecular function: deoxyribose-phosphate aldolase activity. The transcript has a single exon. NCBI's taxonomy places the organism in Eukaryota, Fungi, Ascomycota, Eurotiomycetes, Eurotiales, Aspergillaceae. The record is from RefSeq and is a predicted model, not a curated record.